AUGGAAGGUUCUUCUGCAAACGUCGUGUACCGCCAGUCGUGGAACAACUUGGUGGAUUUGCCGGCCAACUUGCUGUCGUUGCUCUACAACGCCAAUGUGUCUCCGCAAGAAGUGGUGGUUGAGCUUGUCACUCAGGCUCAGAACAAGUGCUAUGUCGGCUGGUCAGGAAUGAGUGCUGGCGGAGCCCGCAACUUGGGGAUCGAUUCUAUCUUUGCUCAGCUGUUGCGUUUGGCCGAGAAGCAGCUUGUCACAGUAAACGUCAAGAUCAGAAAUUUCAAGGCUAACUCCAUCUUCUUGGAGCCGGAGCAGGCUUCAGACUGGGAGCUUGUGGAACUUCACGCAGCGUACAUCGAGUCCAAAUUGAUUGAGCAGUCUCGUUGUGUAGCCGUGGGUCAGGUUUUGGUGGUGUAUCCGACGAAAACGUCGUCGGUGAAGCUCCAAGUGAAGGACAUUGGGUCGAAAGAGCACUCAUAUGCUAUUAUAGAUCCAUUUGCCGAGAUAAGCAUAGCCCCAAAGCUCAGAGAAAAGAAAAGAUCCUCCUCACAAUCAGUCAAGUCCGGCAGAUCGUCGAGAUCGACCAUUGAUGAGUCUGCGUUGGGGCCUUCGGUGUUGAAGAGAGGCAUUGCGCUUCCGAAUGGCCUUUUCCAAGCAGACCACUCGACGUACGAAGGUUACACCCUUCACGUCAACUUUGAGGAAGUGUUACACUUUUUCAAUAGAGCUGAAUUUGUCACCGUAUCGGUCCUCCCUGGGCCAGACACAAAAAUCAACGCUGCGCCCACUGAAAACGCCCCCGAACAUCAGAAUGAUGACAAAAAGAAGGACAAAUCCAGUACAAAACUCACUGAAAACAAGACUAUCGUUGCUAAAUUGGUCAACUCCCCUAAAUGCCCUGCCGAUUCGGUGGGGCUCAGCAAGAAGCUAGCGAUCGCACUCAAUGUGGAAAACAAGAUUGGAUUCAAAGUUGCUUUAAGACAGGCCCCUAAGCAUGUUUCCAAACGUCCCUCCACACUCAUAAUUCACCCAUACAUCACCCAGACAAAGAAAACAGACUCGAUACAACUCAACUCGUCUGCGAAGACCCAAAUGAAUCAGACAUUAUCACAAAAUAUCUCCAAAAUUCUAUUCGAUCCGGACCAGUCAAUCACAAAAUCACCAAUAACAAACUUCAUGAAAUUACCGCCAAUUCCUGGUUUACUUCCUCUUGGGGUUAUAUUGGAAUUCAAAAAGAACAGCGACACGCAGGCAUAUAUAAAGCCUUUUGAGCUCAACAAGUCGAAGUCACCGCCAAAGAUUGAGAUGGGUGACGAGGUGUUGCGAAGCGCAUCAUUCCUAGAAACUGAAAAAGAAGAGGAGUUGGAUGAAGUCUAUGGCUCAAAUGAUGUCAUCAAUGAGAUCGUCGACUAUGUCACUACGUUUCCAAACUCUGGAAUAAUGCUCCACGGCACCUCAGGGAGCGGCAAAAGCUUGCUUCUUAAAUGGAUUGCUCGUAAAGUUGGUCUACAGCAUGGAUUCCACACUAAAUUCGUGUCUUGUGAAUCAGUGAUGAAUGAAAACCAAGAUCAAUUGACUGCAAACAUUUCAAAGUGGAUUCAAGAAUGCUCGUGGAAUGAUCCAUCGGUCUUGAUCUUAGACAACCUAGAUAAGUUAUUACCUGCCGAGGUUGAACAGGGCGACUCUACUUUGUCAAAUCAAUUAUCUGAGUUCCUUGUAUCUCAGUUUCAAAAAGUGCAUGCUCAAAAUAAUAGCAACUUGUCUCUCAUCGUUUCUGGUGUUUCUAAAGAAUCCUUCAACAAGCUUUUGGGAUCAAUGCAUCUCAUAGAAUCAUAUCAUCACUUGAGCCCGCCACAGAAGGCAGCUCGCGCUACAAUUUUAGAAGAGUAUUUGGUCAAAAAGUUGGGCUGUAACGUUGAGUUUGACAUCAUGGAUAUUGUAUCUGAAACUGAGGGAUACCUUCCCAAUGACUUGAAAUUGUUGAGUGAUAGAAUUUUCCAUGAAAGCUUAUUCAAUGCCGCUUCGGCCGAGAACAAGAACCGCUAUACUGUUGACAAAAAGGCUUUUGAGAAGGCGCUUCUGGGCUUCAUGCCUUCCAACUUGAGAGGGGUCAAGUUACAGAAAUCUUCAACAAGUUGGUCAGAUAUUGGUGGAUUGACAGAGGCGAAGCGGGUACUUCUAGAAACAUUAGAGUGGCCAACAAAGUAUGCACCAAUCUUCGCUAGUUGUCCUCUACGUUUGAGAUCCGGUAUUUUGCUUUAUGGAUACCCUGGUUGUGGCAAAACUCUUCUUGCCAGCGCCAUUGCCGGUCAGUGUGGCCUCAAUUUUAUUUCUAUCAAAGGUCCAGAAAUCUUGAACAAAUAUAUUGGUGCUUCUGAGCAAUCUGUUAGAGAGCUUUUUGAGCGUGCUCAAUCAGCAAAACCAUGCAUCCUUUUUUUCGAUGAAUUCGACUCCAUCGCUCCCAAAAGAGGUCAUGACUCGACAGGUGUCACCGAUAGAGUCGUCAACCAGAUGUUGACGCAAAUGGAUGGUGCAGAGGGGCUCGAUGGUGUGUACGUAUUGGCGGCAACCAGUAGACCGGACUUGAUUGAUUCUGCCUUGUUACGACCAGGCCGUCUUGAUAAAAGUAUUAUCUGUGAUAUGCCUAAUUAUGAAGACAGACUCGAUAUUCUUAAAUGCAUCAGCGCCAAGAUGGAUUUAAGCAAAAACGUGAAUCUUGAAAGUAUUGCCCAACAGACGGGUGGUUUCAGUGGAGCUGAUAUGCAAGGUUUGGGAUACAAUGCAUAUUUGAAGGCUGUACACGAGAAGUUGGCAGCUACUGAGGCACUCACAGUUGAUACUAGCAAUGAUGACAAGUCGUAUGACUUCUUUCAGGUCAGCUCUGAAAAACUCAAGAAUAAGAACCUUAGACCAGCAGAGAAGGUGAAGAUACUUCAGCAGAUCGAAAAGUUAUUCGAUGAUAAAGACGCGAACAGGAAGGUUAACAACACAGCGAAGAGUUCAGAACAAUCAAAGGUGGUCCUCACUCAGGAGCACUUUUGGAGAGCUUGA
Molecule: messenger RNA, 3045 nt
Organism: Candidozyma auris
Lineage: Eukaryota; Fungi; Ascomycota; Pichiomycetes; Serinales; Metschnikowiaceae
Gene: PEX1
Product: AAA family ATPase peroxin 1
Exons: 1
Coding region: 1-3045 (1014 amino acids)
Biological process (GO): protein import into peroxisome matrix
Cellular component (GO): peroxisomal membrane; cytosol; peroxisome
Molecular function (GO): ATP binding; ATP hydrolysis activity
Source: RefSeq, a predicted model, not a curated record